CAAGUGCACAGUGCAUUCAAAAACUUACAAAUCUUUGGGUCAUCGAUAGUUUCAGUGGCUCUGGUUGAUUCCCUAGGUUCCUCCAUCACCAAGGAACAAGGCACAUCUCCAAAAGAUGGCCGAGAUGGAACAAACCAUUGAGAAUCACAACAUUCAACUUCCUGCUGGGUUUCGAUUUCACCCAUCCGACGAAGAGCUUAUCGUCCACUACUUGAAAAACAAAGUCACUUCAUCUCCCCUACCGGCAACCAUCAUCACUGAAUUGGACCUAUACAAGUACAAUCCAUGGGAGCUACCACCAAAGGCCUUGUUCGGAGAAGAGGAGUGGUAUUUCUUCACUCCAAGGGAUCGGAAGUACCCGAAUGGAACCAGGCCUAAUAGGGCAGCUGGUUUGGGUUACUGGAAGGCUACAGGGACUGAUAAGCAUAUUUUCAGUUCUUGUGGAACGAAAAGCAUUGGGGUGAAGAAAGCACUUGUAUUUUAUACAGGGCAUCCUCCAAAAGGUGUUAAGACUGAGUGGAUCAUGAACGAGUAUAGAUUGCUUGACACCACGAUUUGGAGUACUACUUCAAAGCAAAAAGGGUCUAUGAGGUUGGAUGAUUGGGUACUAUGCCGGGUUCGCCAAAAAUGCAACAACAGCAGGAACAUCUGGGAAGAUCAAAACACUACUCCUAGUUAUAAACUAUCUGGCCACUUUAGACAAGGGGUGGAUGAACAGGAAGCAAGCCCUAGCAUCGAAAUGGCCAGGAGUUAUCUAUACAAAGACUGUCCAAUGUUACCCUACAUUUUUGCCUCUCAGAAAGUGCUUCCUACCAUCAAAACCACUUCAAGUAUAAGCUUUCAGGACACUACUGAAAAUAGAAAAUCUUGCAGCCCUACUCCUGUUUACCAAGAGGCCGAUUCGAAUAAAAUCAACAAUGAUGGGGAAUUUUUAGUUUCUUCCCUCGACAGUUUGAUCAACCCACUGAAGAGAAAGCCUGAAGGAAAUGAUCAACGUCGGUCUUCGGUUGCACCCAGCAAGAAGAUAUGUAAUAGAGACGAUCAAAAGGAGGAAAUUAGUAAUGGAUCUAUGAUCAAUCCUUGGGGAAUAGAUAACCAGUUUGGAGCUGACAGUUUCAAUGCAGAUCAAUGGAGUUCCAUGAUCCAGUAUCCAGAACUCAGUCAGUUAAUUGGGUUUCCCUGCAACUGAUUAGAAAUGAAAAGUAUAUAUAGAGGCCUAGCUAGCACAUAUUUUAUACAGGUUAUUUUUGCGAGUAGAAUUCCUUUAUUUAUGUAAAUAAAGCCGUUCAAAAAGUCCCGAGGACUCCAUGAUGGUGAUUCAUUAUGUAAUUAGUGUGUAAAGCAAGUUCAUUAAUUUGGUAUGUAUAUGCAUGAAGAAUGGCAUGUAAUUAGCUUGAAGUUUGCGGGUUGUAAUUAGCUAUAUCAUAUCAAGAGUGUGUGUGUGUGUAUUCUUAAUACUAGCAUCUCUUGUAUACGUUCUCAAAAUUAAUAAAUGCUACACAAUUCAAUA
This is a messenger RNA of Rosa chinensis, 1510 nucleotides long. Its product is annotated as NAC transcription factor 29. Gene Ontology annotation, biological process: regulation of DNA-templated transcription. NCBI's taxonomy places the organism in Eukaryota, Viridiplantae, Streptophyta, Magnoliopsida, Rosales, Rosaceae. The record is from RefSeq and is a predicted model, not a curated record. Gene Ontology annotation, molecular function: DNA binding. The coding region runs from base 116 to 1189 and encodes 357 amino acids. The transcript is spliced from 2 exons.